Molecule: messenger RNA, 1367 nt
Organism: Lathyrus oleraceus (garden pea)
Lineage: Eukaryota; Viridiplantae; Streptophyta; Magnoliopsida; Fabales; Fabaceae
Exons: 7
Coding region: 246-1007 (253 amino acids)
Biological process (GO): ceramide metabolic process
Cellular component (GO): membrane
Molecular function (GO): hydrolase activity, acting on carbon-nitrogen (but not peptide) bonds, in linear amides
Source: RefSeq, a predicted model, not a curated record
AUUUUUAUGAACUUUUAGAAGCUUGACCAAGGAGCACGUCCAAAAAAGUUUGAAUAUUUCUGUCAGAUAGGGAAAAAAAGACAAACUGGUGCGCUCUAUCUCGGGCGAUGCGUGAUGGCGACCGACCACCGUCACACCGACCACCGUCACCGUCCCCGCAUUUAUGCUACACCAUUCCUCCCUUGGGUUCUUUCUCUCACUGACUCAAUCUCUCUUCUCCCAUUCCCAUCAACUCUGCAAAAACAAUGACAAAACAAACUGCGCAGGCAUGCGUAGUCGCGGUUAUUUCCUUCUAUCUAUUCAUGAAGUUAACCCCAUCCAUUCCUCAACCUCAGAGCUACCAUGAUUUCGCCGACAAACGCGAAUUCUUAGGCAUUCCCAAUGCAUUUAAUGUGAUAUCCAAUUUCCCUUUCAUGGUUAUUGGUCUCAUUGGCGUUAUGCUUUGUCAUCAUAGGAACUAUUUGAACUUCAGUUUGCAAGGUGAGUUAUGGGGUUGGACAUGUUUUUAUGUGGCUGUCACUUCAGUAGCUUUUGGGUCUUCAUAUUAUCAUCUAGGCCCAAAUGAUAAUGGCCUUGUGUGGGACAGGUUGCCUAUGGCUGUUGCUUUCACUUCACUGGUGGCAAUCCUCAUCAUUGAAAGGAUUGAUGCAAAGAAGGGAACGCUUUUGAUUAUUCCUCUUAUUAUGGCUGCUAUGACAAGCAGUGUGUAUUGGAGGUUCUUUGGUGACAUCCGUCCAUAUCUUCUAGUCCAAACUGUAUCAUGCAUUGCCAUACCUCUUAUGGCCAUUUUGUUGCCUCCAAUGUACACACACUCAACGUAUUGGCUAUGGGCUGCAGGAUUUUAUCCUCUAGCUAUGCUACAAGAGACUGCUGAUAGAUUGAUUUAUGCAGCAACUUUUCAUACUGUCAGUGGUCACACACUUAAGCAUUUGUCUGCUGCAAUGGUUCCUCUCAUCUUAACAGUAAUGCUAGCAAAGAGGAGGCCUUUGCAUGCAAAGUCUGCCUAAUGCAUCCAUUUCCUGGAGUCUCAGUAAUGUCAUCUCUUCCCUCCCUAUAAAAGGAUGGGAGAAAAAUAGAAGGGUUAAGCUACUAAAGGUAGGUUUGUGGUAAAUAGUUUGGUUUGUCUUUUUAGAUUAUUAGCUCAAACUUAUGUGCUAAAGUUGCACUGAAAAUGAAAAAGAAGAAAUGUGAAUAAAAAUCACCAAACAGGGCAAAUCACGUUGCGUUCACUAUAAGAAGCUUCUUGUUAGUACAGUUCUUGAUCUUCAAAUAUAAGAAGCUUCUUUUUAGUACAGUUCUUGAUCUUCAAAUUGUAUCCAGAGUAUUAAAAUAGAAUGAAGAGAUAAAUAAGCAUGUCAAGAAUGGAA